UUAAUUAUUGUCAAACACAGAUGAGUGACCCAAGUAGAAAACAUUUUACUUUUGCAGAUAGUAGGGAACCGUGGAGAUAUUUAAUAUGAUGCAUCAUUGUAUCCUUGAUAGAACCUAAUUUUCCACAAGCCUAGUUUGAAUCUGGAGAUGAAUAAUGGGACAGAAGCAAAAAAUACACCUUAGGCUAUGGAAACAAUGCAAAUAGUUUUUCACAAAAGGACAGUGGUAAGGAGAUUUCAAUUUUUAAGUGACUCUGAAGUAUACCAUGUCAGUCUCAGUGGUUACUUUAAAAGAAUGCCGGAAAUGAGUUGGCUGUUAUAUUGACCCCUUAACCACAUGAUAUGAUUUUUCAGAUAGCUUGUAAGAAUAUGCCUGAGCCACAAUGGAUACUCUUUAACCCAUAUCAUAAUUUCCUCCUUUUCCCCAACCACGUGUAAAAGACAAUUCAGAACUGUCACGUAAAUGUUACCUUCUGACGAACCACUGAAAAAAUUUCCAGGACCAUACUUUAAGAAAGAUGCUUUCGAGGGAUUCCCUCGACUAGCCAAAAGUGAAGUCUUAUCUGACACUAUCUUGGCUAAAUAUACACAGCCUGUGAUGACGAAAUAAAAAAAUUCAAGACCAGGUAUAAAUACCACUGACAGUCAGAUGAAGUUCACUCAUCUCCUUUCUUCUAAUAGAAGAUACAACUAUUAGAAGUUAAAGCUCAUUACUCUUAGAUCUGACAUCUCCCAGAAGUUACCUGAGCAUAUUAACUGAACCAUCACCAAGAAAAUGACUUGCCAGACCUACUGCUUGUUUGUUCUCUCUGUCAUCGCCAUUUAUUUUGGAUGUUCGGGAAGUGCUCUAUUUCUUAGUCAACUUCAACAUGACAUAGACAAACUGAAAGCUGACUUUAACGCAAGUAAUUCAGAUGUAGCUGAUGGCAAUCCUGUUUUUAUAGAGAAACUGAAAAACUGGACAGAGAGAAAUGAAAAGAAGAUCAUACUGAGCCAGAUUGUUACCCUGUACUUGGAAAUGUUAAAGAAAACUGACAUGUCAAAGCCACACAUCAAAAACCUAUCUGAGCAGCUCAAUACUCUGAGAGACACCCUUUCUGAUGACUAUAAGAAGUUCAAAGACCUUGUGGACCUGUCAAACCUUCAGCUGACUGGCUUGAAAAUCCAACGCAAGGCUGUGAGUGAGCUGUUCAGUGUCUUGCAGAAACUGCUGGAGACUUCGACUCUCAAAAGGAAAAGGAGCCAGUCUUCAAAGAGAUGCAGAUGUUAAUGACAUCAUAUGGCCCUUUGUACUGAAUUAUUUUACAAAUUUUAUGAUGCACAGUUUUUUAUUUUUUAUCUUUGUAUUGAGCUUUUUAUAAAUUUAUUUAUUAAUAUUUAAGUAUUUUAAAUAAUUAUUUAUAAAGAAACACCAAUCAAAGUAUUUAUACCUCCUACUGCUAUGUAAGAAAUUAUUUUGUCUUAAAAUUCUGUCUAUCUGUUACGUGUCUGUUGAUCUGAAAUUACAGAAUGAGGUGAUGUUUACCCAGUUUCCUUAUGGAAAUACUGAACUGACGUGGUACCCAGGUAUCCAAGUAGUGUUGUCCUGAUCAGUCUCAUCUUUCACUUAUUUGAGGCACCAAGCCGGGAAAGUUUCUGUACUCAGGAAAACACAUGCAUAUCUGUUUAGCUCUAAGCAUAUCUAAAUCCAAAUCAUGCAAAUAGACAUGCUUAGAGAUGAGCAAAAUGCUGGAGCACUUUUCUGAACUGGGGCUUUGGUGAUUUAUUGCUGAUAAUUAUUGUUAUGCACUGAAAUGACUAAGAGGACAGGCUACUUGGCAGCUCCAGGAAAUGUGACUAACUCUAUUGCACUGACUUCAACUCACUGAUUAUGAUUUUUUUUUUUUUUUUUUGUAUUGAAUCAUCUAAAUGUGUCUGAUGUCAAUUUAUUUAUUUGGAGGUAGCAGUAUGGAUGUUUUUAU
Messenger RNA from Oxyura jamaicensis (ruddy duck), 1960 nucleotides. RefSeq names its product interferon gamma (gene IFNG). The transcript is spliced from 4 exons. NCBI's taxonomy places the organism in Eukaryota, Metazoa, Chordata, Aves, Anseriformes, Anatidae. The coding region runs from base 775 to 1269 and encodes 164 amino acids. Gene Ontology annotation, molecular function: type II interferon receptor binding. Gene Ontology annotation, cellular component: extracellular region. Gene Ontology annotation, biological process: immune response. The record is from RefSeq and is a predicted model, not a curated record.